Zingiber officinale is the source of this 2448-nucleotide messenger RNA. Its product is annotated as MADS-box transcription factor 4-like. Gene Ontology annotation, cellular component: nucleus. Gene Ontology annotation, molecular function: DNA-binding transcription factor activity. The record is from RefSeq and is a predicted model, not a curated record. Lineage: Eukaryota; Viridiplantae; Streptophyta; Magnoliopsida; Zingiberales; Zingiberaceae. The transcript has 8 exons. Bases 338 to 871 code for a protein of 177 amino acids. Gene Ontology annotation, biological process: regulation of DNA-templated transcription.
AUUCUCCACCAAAUGAAGAUGACUCUAGUUUCGUCCAGGAUCAAUGGAAUCCGAUUGAAGAGCGAAAUUGAGAAAUCGAGCGAGAGUCUUCGUCUCCUGUGGUCGGCGUUGGAUUCGAGACAGCGUGUUCAGUACUCUCCUCUCUCAGUUUUCUUGCGUUUUCUCCACCUCUUUUGUCCCAGUUUUGCUGCGUGGAGAGGAUGGAGAGACUGAAUCUUGACUAAUGAGUCUCGGGGAACUUGGUUAGGAGCUCUGUGAACGUACGGCUACGGGGACAAUGAUCGAGGUUUAGAUAAAAACAUUUUGCCUUGGCGCAAAAUUAGGAAAAAAAAGUAGCAUGACGUACCAGACGAACUCCGGCGAAAAGCUCUGGGAUGCCAAGCAUGAGAGUCUGAGCGUUGAAAUUGAGCGACUUAAGAAAGAAAACGACAACAUGCAUAUUGAACUAAGGCAUCUUAAGGGUGAGGAUCUCAACUCCCUUUACCCAAAGGAAUUGAUUCCUAUUGAGGAGGCACUCCAGAUUGGGCUCACCAGCGUAAGGGAAAAGCAAAUGGAAAUAUGGAAGAUGCACAAGAAGAAUGAAAAAUUUCUAGAGGAGAACAAACAACUGACUUAUAUGCUGUUGACAUACCAAUUGGACCCAAAAUGGAGGAAUGAGUGUUUGAGCUUUGCAAAUUCAAAGUGGCGUCAGUACAAAACUCACCUCACCAAGACAUUCAUCCAACCAAAUAGAAAUAAUCUGAAGCUUCUCAACAAGGUACCUCAAGGACAUUGCAUUUCACCUGGAGAUUGGAGUAGUUUUGUGAUUAAUCGGAUGUCUGAAGACUUUAUAGUAAGUUAUUUAAGGUGGUCUUUUUUUAACUCUAGUUGAUAUAUGUGGUUAUAAUUCAUCUAUCACUUUGUAGAAAAAAAGUGAACUACAAAGUCAAAGAAGCCCAUGAAUUUUUUUUGUUGUAGUGUGUAUAUAGGUAUGUUGAUAUAUAUGCACAUAUAUAUAUUUUUUUAAGAAGUGCAAGAAAGCCAUUCGAAUCAUAGAAGCCCAUAAAUUUUAAGAAUUGGGUGUUCAUGUGAUAACUAUUAGCUGAAUGUCUAGGAUCUUAGUUCUAGGACAACUGAUAACUUCGAAUCUAGGUGAUUUGUUUUUUCAAAUGGUGCCCUAAGAUCUCAAUUUUUCUCACAGUGUUCGGUGAUAUGUUUUCGAACAAACGGCAUACCUUUUCUCACCUCCAGUUCUUUCUUCCAAAAAUAGCCCAACAAGCAAUACUGAUUCAAAAAAUUUUUUAAGGAACUAAAGGAACUUUAAAUCACAAAAUAAGACUCAUAUAUUGCAAACUUGAGGGGAACUUCACAUUUCUUCUUGCUCAAACUCAAUCACAUACACGUCCUUGCAAAAUUUUAGUUUUCUCACCCUCUCGAAUUGGAGUCUUCGAUUUCUCAAUGCACAGUGACAUUUAUCUUCAUCAUGACAAAAGUUUCAUGCCACAAAACCCAGCGGCAUGGAGUGCUUGGAACUUUCUUGGGACAACACAACACGGUGUGUGCCUUACAUAUUGGUUAAAUGUGUUACAGGUCAGUGCUUUAUUUUUGUCUUAGCAACUGGCCAGACAUGAUUAGUUUAGCAUCAUGAAUUCUUGGUGAGUUAAGAUUAAUAUUGUCAGAGCCCCAGUUAGUUGAACCUUUGGGAUACAACAUACUUUGAAAUUGUAUUACAACAAUGUCAAUGUCUUACAACAAUUAUAAGUUAUUGGGGGAUGGAGGAUUCAAGGGCUUCCUUUAUAUAUCUUUCUGAAAAAACAAUCACAAAAUUGCAUUUGCUAACUAUUUAGAUCAAUUAUACACAAUUUUGUGAGAACUUGUGGAAACAAUAAUAUUCUUGAUGAUUUGUUCAGCAUUGUUCAGAGUUCAUAGUUAACACAAGCAGUACUUUAGCAGUUACAUAAAAAUAAUGGACAAGAAUAGAGAAAAAUCACAUCAUGCGAAAGUAAUUAGGAAUUUUAAUAUGGUAAUACAUCAAGCUGGAAAGGAUCAAGGCAGAAUUGGUUAUGAAUUAGACAACAAUCACUUUAAUCUUUCCUUAAUACCUCCAUAAACUGAUGAUACUGAAUGCAUAUAAAGUUUGCAUGACAUAUAUCAUGAGUUAUAGCGUAUAGACAUUGUUUUAUAUAGAGGCUCCAUGGGAGGGUUGAUGUGUUUGGUAUAGAAAGUACUAGGGAAGAAGAGGGUGUCGUAAAGGAAAUAUACGAAAAUGUUUGCCGUAAGAUAAACCAAAGGAAGAAGAAGAUUGAUGUGUUUGAGAAUUUUGGCUCUGGUACUAUUUUUGAUAUUUUGUUAGGCAUCGUUUGAAGUUUAUGUCCAGUAAGAUACCAUGAUGGAUUGGAAAAGAUAUAGGAUGAAAGAGAUCAGCAAAAUAAUCUCUUUACUAAUAAACCUUGUACAGUCAAAAAAAAA